This is a messenger RNA of Oncorhynchus tshawytscha (Chinook salmon), 294 nucleotides long. RefSeq names its product parvalbumin alpha-like. Gene Ontology annotation, molecular function: calcium ion binding. The coding region runs from base 1 to 294 and encodes 97 amino acids. The transcript is spliced from 5 exons. The record is from RefSeq and is a predicted model, not a curated record. Gene Ontology annotation, cellular component: cytoplasm; nucleus. Lineage: Eukaryota; Metazoa; Chordata; Actinopteri; Salmoniformes; Salmonidae.
AUGAAUACAGCUCUGAUCACAACAAACGACUCCUUCAGCCCAAAGAAGUUUUUUGCGAAGGUGGGAUUGUCCAAGAAGUCUCCCCCUGAGAUUGAGAAGAUCUUCUGUGAUCUUGAUUUGAACAGGAGUGGCUACAUCGAACAGAACGAUCUACAGCUUUUCCUCCAGAACUUCUCCAAGGGGGCUUGUCCCCUGACAGCGGCUGAGACCAGAGCCUUCCUCCUGGCUGGGGACAGUGACAGGGGUGGGAAGAUAGGCUGGGAUGAGUUCUCCAACCUUGUCAUGUCUUCAUAA